CAAAAUAUUUUUUUGUGAAAUACCAAAAUUACUUCUCUAUUCUUUCAUUGUGGGUGAAGAAGACAAUUUAUUUCAUUUCCGUCUUUAGGAAAAUUAAAAUGAUGUUAACAGUGAUUUAUUUGGUUCUUGCAGUAAUAACCAGAAGUGGAUUUGCAAUAGUUACAAUGCCGAAACUAAAGGUGACAGAAAUCUCAGAAUCAUCAUGCAAAUUAAUGUGGACAAAACCUAUAGAUAGUAAAGAACCUAUGAAUUACACUUUAGUUCGUAGUCAAAUUGGAGAGAAAAAUGUUUCUUACUAUCUGUAUGAAAAUGUAUUAAUAAAAUACAUGGGAAUUGAUAGUCUUCAACCUGGAACAUUAUAUACUUUUACAUUAUAUGCUAAAUUAGGCAAUAUGAGUUUAACUCCUAUUUCAACUACAUGCCACACAAAGGAAUUUUUAGGGCCGAAACUACUAGUGAAAGAAUCCACAGAAUCAUCAUGCAAAUUAAUGUGGACAAAACCGAUAAAUAGUAAACAAGCUGUAAAUUACACUUUAGUUCGAAGUCAAAUUAGAGAGAAAAAGGUUUCUUACUAUUUAUAUGAAAAUGUUUUGAUGAAAUACAUGGAAAUUGAUAAUCUCGAACCUGAAACAUUAUAUAAGUUUACAUUAUAUUCUAAAUUGGGCAGUAGGAAUUUUAAUCCUGCUUCAAUAACAUGCCACACAGGAAUAGCUUUAGUGCCAAAACUACAGGUGACAGAAAUCUCAAAAUCAUCAUGCAAAUUAAUGUGGACAAAACCUAUAGAUAGUAAAGAACCUAUGAAUUACACUUUAGUUCGUAGUCAAAUUGGAGAGGACAAUGUUUCUUAUCAUUUUUAUGAAAAUGUUCUUGUAAAACACAUGAAAAUUGAUAAUCUUGAACCUAAAACAUUAUAUAAUUUUACAUUGUAUGCUAAAUUAGGGAAAAGGAAAUUUACUCCUAUUUCAAGAACAUGCCUCACCAAAUACAAAAAUUUUUAUACUGACACCAUAAGGGAGGAAAACAAAGAAAUGAGUUUCCGAAAGGGUUGUUCAAUACUUUCCCGUCAAUUUGACUUUCGAUUUAGAAAAAAACUUGAAAGUGUAAUUUUAAAAAUUUUCCCUUUCUAUUUUUCAAUUUAAAAUAUUAUUUUCAUUUUGGAAUUGUUCAAAAUAUCGGACAUAGGCGAAUGCAGUAAACUCUAUAACGAAGAAAAACUUUGACUUUCAAAUCUUUUUUUUCUUCUCGCAGAGAAAAUUGUGUGGAAAUCUCUCUCUUUUUUUUACAUACACCACAGGAGCUUUCGUGUCAUUGCCCUUAAACUCUCCAGCGAGACUUCAUUUUGUAUUCUUGAUACGCACAGGAUCAUUUAGACUUUAAGAGUGACUGGAAGAAAGUCUUUUUUAGAAAAGUGUAGAGUGAUAAAUUCCAGACGCAGGAGAGUCGCGGCUAGACACUGAAAGAAGGGAAAAAAGAAAGUAUAAGAAGAAUAUUGGAAUUAAAGUUCUGACAACUUAGACGUUUUGAUGGCACAAGAAGUAAACUGCGAGAGAAAUCUUUUCUCUCUUCUCUCUCAUUUCUAUACUUUCAUUUUCCUACUACAACAUCUUUUCAAAUAAAAUUCCAAGGGAUCAAUAUAUGACGUUAUACGUGUCACUCCGAACUUCGAUCACGAAAAAACACCUUUUUCAUUGAGGGAAAUUAUUCU
Molecule: messenger RNA, 1705 nt
Organism: Leptopilina heterotoma
Lineage: Eukaryota; Metazoa; Arthropoda; Insecta; Hymenoptera; Figitidae
Product: receptor-type tyrosine-protein phosphatase eta-like
Exons: 7
Coding region: 99-1139 (346 amino acids)
Molecular function (GO): protein binding
Source: RefSeq, a predicted model, not a curated record